AUGGAGGCGCCGGCCGCGGGCCGCGUUCCCGCCGAGGGCGCCCCGCCGGCGGCCGUGGCCGAGGUGCGCUGCCCGGGCCCCGCACCGCUGCGCUUGCUCGAGUGGAGGGUGGCGGCCGGCGCGGCCGUGCGGAUCGGCUCCGUGCUGGCUGUGUGCGAGGCCGCCGCCUCCGCGCAGCCCUCCGGGCCCGCCCCGUCCCGCGCCGCCUCUGGCAGCUGCGUGCGCUCCGCGCGGGCCGAGCGCAGGCUCCGGUCGGAGCGCGCCGGCGUGGUGCGGGAGCUGUGUGCGCAGCCGGGCCAGGUGGUGGCCCCCGGCACAGUUCUGGUGCGGUUGGAAGGAUGCAGCCACCCGGUUGUCAUGAAGGGCCUGUGUGCCGAGUGUGGGCAGGACCUGACGCAGUUGCAGAGUAAGAACGGGAAGCAGCACGUCCCCGUGUCCACAGCGACCGUGUCGAUGGUGCACAGCGUGCCGGAGCUGAUGGUGAGCUCCGAGCAAGCUGAACAACUAGGAAGGGAAGACCAGCAACGACUGCAUCGAAACAGAAAACUAGUGCUCAUGGUUGAUUUGGACCAGACCUUAAUUCACACGACAGAGCAGCACUGUCAGCAGAUGUCAAAUAAAGGCAUCUUCCACUUCCAGCUGGGCCGGGGCGAGCCGAUGCUGCACACCCGCCUGCGCCCGCACUGCAGGGACUUCCUGGAGAAGGUGGCCAAGCUGUACGAGCUGCACGUCUUCACCUUUGGCAGCCGGCUGUACGCGCACACCAUUGCAGGCUUUUUAGACCCCGAGAAGAAGCUCUUUUCUCAUCGAAUAUUAUCAAGGGACGAAUGUAUUGACCCAUUUUCUAAAACGGGAAACCUUAGAAACCUCUUUCCUUGUGGAGACUCAAUGGUUUGCAUUAUUGACGACCGAGAAGAUGUGUGGAAGUUCGCACCCAACCUGAUAACCGUGAAGAAGUACGUGUACUUCCAGGGCACAGGCGACCUGAACGCGCCUCCUGGCUCCCGGGAAUCCCAGACGAGGAGAAAGGUAAACCAUUCUAAAGGUGCCGUCUCAGAGCAGGCGCCACCUGCCAGGGACCCCGAGGAAGGAAAGCAGGCGCCUGGGCCCGAGCAGAGCGACGGCCCGGGGCAGCCCGCGAGGCAGCUGAACGGCGGUGAAGCUCUUCCCCAAGGGGACGUGCCCCGGCCCAGGCAGGCAGCUGAGAGGGAUGCCCAGACCCAGGCCCCCUCCACCGGCAGCCCCAGCAGCCACGCGCUGGCAGAGGCCCCAGAGCUGCAAAAGCCUCGUGAGCAGGGCGGCCGGGCCUCCCCAGGAACGCAGCCUGCCCGGGGCACCCCAGGCGCGGACUUGGAUUUUGACUUGUCCAGCGACAGCGAGAGUAGCAGUGAGUCGGAGGGUCCUAAGUCGUCGUCCUCCACCAACUCCGAUGGGGAGAGCGAGGAGAAGAGCAGCCAGAAAAAGCCUAAGGCCGCCCCCGAGGGCAAGAGGGUGCUGCCUCGGGGAGACCCCCCUGACACAGGUAGCGGGAGGCCUGCGGGGGCCAGUCCCCCCGGGGAGUCCGGGCCCAGCGCCCACCCUCAGGACAAAGGGCCCGAGCCAGGUGUGCUGGAGGAGAGCGAGCGCGAGGGCCUCUGCGGCCUGGGCAACGGCUGUGCGGACAGGAAGGAGGCAGAGACCGAGUCGCAGAACAGCGAGCAGUCCGGUGUCACCGCCGGCGAGUCCCUGGACCAGAGCGUGGAGGAGGAGGAGGAGGAGGAGGACACAGACGAUGACGACCACCUCAUCUACCUGGAGGAGAUCCUGGUCCGUGUGCACACCGACUAUUACGCCAAGUACGACAGGUUCCUCAACAAGGAGAUCGAGGAAGCUCCAGAUAUACGGAAGAUCGUGCCUGAACUCAAGAGCAAAGUGUUGGCAGACGUCGCCAUCAUAUUUAGCGGGCUGCACCCCACAAACUUCCCGAUAGAGAAGACCCGGGAGCACUACCACGCCACGGCCCUGGGCGCGAAGAUAGUCACUCAACUGGUGCUGAGCCCCGACGCCCCCGACAGAGCCACCCACCUCAUCGCCGCUCGGCCGGGUACGGAGAAGGUGCUGCAGGCGCAGGGCUGCGGGCACCUGCACGUGGUCAGCCCCGACUGGCUGUGGAGCUGCCUGGAGCGCUGGGACAAGGUGGAGGAGCAGCUCUUCCCGCUCAGGGAGGACGACGCCCGCGCACAGAGGGACAGCAGCCCCGCGGCCUUUCCUGACGGCGAGGGCCUGCUCCCGGCCACUCUGUUCCACCCAACGCCCGUGCACCCCAAGGCCCCGCCAGGCCCAGAGGUUCGGGUCUACGACUCCAGCACCGGGAAGCUCGUGAGGACAGGGGCCCAGGGCCCCCGGCCCCCGCCCCCUGGCACGCUGCCUGUCCACGGGGAGCCAUCCUCUUUCAGAGCUGUUCAGCCACAUCAGCAGCAGAUGUUUGGUGAGGAGCUGCCCGAGGCUCGAGAUGGAGAGCAGCCUGGCCCUUCUAGGAGGAGGCGACAGCCCAGUAUGUCAGAGACAAUGCCGCUGUACACUCUGUGUAAGGAGGAUUUAGAGAGUAUGGACAAAGAGGUCGACGACAUCCUAGGAGAAGGCAGUGACGACAGUGACAGUGAGAAGAAGAAGCCGGAAGAGCAGGAGGAGCUGGAGGGGCGGCCUCAGCCCGGAAUGCCCGAGGCCUGCAAGGUGCUGGCGGGGGCUGCUUCCUCGCCCAGCGAGAGGAGCCAGAGGAGCGUGGCCCGGGGGCCCAGUGAUGUUUGGGUGUGCCAUCUUCACACAAAACAGUGGGAGGAGAAACCUUCAGGCAGAAGGCAAAGGGGCCACAAGCGGAAGCUGAACGAGGAGGACGCGGCCAGCGAGUCCAGCAGGGACUCCAGCAACGAGGACGAGGGCAGCAGCUCGGAGGCGGACGAGAUGGCCGCCGCGCUCGAGGCCGAGCUGAACGACUUCAUGUGACCACGGGCCUCCAGCGUAGGUGGGAGCCACAACACCAGCCACGUCACCGGCCACACCACGCCUCACAGAUCUCAGGCUUCCCUGGGCCGCCUUCAGUGUGGGUUCCUUUUCUCCAGAAAGACGUGUAUAUUUUGUAGAGCUCCACAUACAGAAGCACGUUAUUUUGCAGAGAAAUGAGUGUUUUUAAGAAGUUUUACUGCAGGAAAGUCUACUUUUGUAAGCAACGGUGUGGAAGGGAGUCGGGCGCUAUGCCAAAGAGCCCGCGGGUUCCACGUGGGGCCUGGAGCAGCUGUGCCGUGUGGGGGCCGGGGCAGGGUGUCCCUCACGUCCCAGCACACGCCAUGUCGGCCGAAGACGGGACGAGGCGUGGAGAGUGACGUGCAGAGAGCUGGGAUCUCGUCCUGCCGUUCACAGCUGGAGCCAUCAGAAUCCGAGAAGAUUUUUACACGAAACGGAACAUGUGUGCACAGAGCACUGAGGCCGGCACGCACGGGCCUGGCAAGCCCCGUGGUCUGGGGUGACCGGGGCUCCUGUGCGGCCCACACCGCGGUCUCGCUGCUGCGGGCGUCCCAUGCCAGGUGCCCCUUCUCCUGGGCAGCCUGUCACUGCUUUGAGAAAUCCACUGUAAAGUUUCGGUAUGUCUGUUUCAUACCUGACCCACCAGACAGUUUCUUCCACUGAAUAAAAGUCGUUUUUGUAA
Lemur catta (Ring-tailed lemur) is the source of this 3682-nucleotide messenger RNA. It is a transcript of the gene CTDP1, whose product is annotated as CTD phosphatase subunit 1. Gene Ontology annotation, cellular component: nucleus. Gene Ontology annotation, molecular function: RNA polymerase II CTD heptapeptide repeat phosphatase activity. NCBI's taxonomy places the organism in Eukaryota, Metazoa, Chordata, Mammalia, Primates, Lemuridae. The record is from RefSeq and is a predicted model, not a curated record. Bases 1 to 2982 code for a protein of 993 amino acids. The transcript has 14 exons.